AUGAAGAUCAACAUCAGUAUCCUCGGAGCACUCGCUCUCGCUGUUGGUGCGUCUGCCAAGUGCGUCCACACCAGAAUCCCCAGCCGCAGCACCAGCACCAGCACCAGCAGCACCACCGCCACCAGCAGCAUCAGCAGCACCACCGACACCACCGACACCACCGACACCACCGACACCACCGACACCACCGACACCAGCAACAACAGCACCAGCAACAUCCUCUACAAGGGCAAGGGCUUCGGUACCUACUACUACGACGUUGAGCAGCUUCAGGCCUGCGGCGCCGACUUUACCACCCAGAACGUCGGCAACGUCAUGUGCGGCUGGGACAGCGUCAAGACGCUCAACGACAUCGACUCCAACAACCUCGUCGCCAUGAACAGCCUGCUGCUCAAGACCGCCGAGGGCCGUGCCAAGUACUGCGGCAAGCGGAUCAUUGUCACCGUCGACGGCGUCAAGUCCGACAUUCCCUUCUUCGUUGGCGAUGGCUGCGAGCGCUGCGCCCGCGGGGACGAGACGCAGUGGCAGUCUGGAGGGGCUGCUGGUCUCGACUUUUCCUUUUCGACGCUCAACAAGCUGUCCCCUCUGGCUUGCCAGGACGGCCACGUUGCAGUUGAGUAUGAGAUUGUCGAUGAGACUCUGUACCACUUUGAUACCAAUUAA
Messenger RNA from Beauveria bassiana ARSEF 2860, 663 nucleotides. RefSeq names its product chitinase-like protein. The record is from RefSeq and is a predicted model, not a curated record. The transcript has a single exon. Bases 1 to 663 code for a protein of 220 amino acids. Lineage: Eukaryota; Fungi; Ascomycota; Sordariomycetes; Hypocreales; Cordycipitaceae.